This is a messenger RNA of Penicillium cosmopolitanum, 2076 nucleotides long. RefSeq lists its product as uncharacterized. The transcript has a single exon. The record is from RefSeq and is a predicted model, not a curated record. Gene Ontology annotation, molecular function: protein binding. NCBI's taxonomy places the organism in Eukaryota, Fungi, Ascomycota, Eurotiomycetes, Eurotiales, Aspergillaceae. Bases 1 to 2076 code for a protein of 691 amino acids.
AUGAGCCUAUCUAGAUUACCAGACGAAAUCAUCCUAACGAUCGCAGAUCAUGUGAGCUCGCUGAAGAAUAUCAACGCCUUGGCUCAAACAAAUCGGCGUUGUUACAAAACGCUAACCCGACAUCUCUACCUGUCUUCUGCUACGGAGGACAGUAUACUCAGAUGGGCUGCGGAACGCGGGCGUACAGGAACUGUUCAAAUUCUUUUCGACUUGGGUGCAUUUGAUGGCUUGCAUACGGUGACGACUAGGCUCCAAGAGCCCUUGAAAAUUGCAGCACGCAAUGGACAUCCCGAGACUAUUACGUGUCUUGGCAAACACGCAGACAGAUUUUGUGAAAACAUGCAACCGUAUUACCAGAAUGCAUUUGGCGAAGCGAUCGAAGCUGGCCAAAUUGAUUCGGUGAAGGUUCUUAUCAAUCACGGAGCGGACGUGAAUGGCGUAUGCGCCGAUGGCGACAAAGCAAUCCACAGCGCGGCUCUUAGCAAUGGCGGAGAAAUAAUCAAAUUUCUGGUCAUUAAUUGCGGUGUUAAUAUUUAUAACCUUGACCAACAUGGUACCUCUGCGUUGCAUAUUGCUUCUGCAUAUGGGAAAUUGCGUGCUGUAAACGCACUUUUGGAUUGUGGAUUCGAUCCUAACUUCAUUGACGACCAUGGCGAUGCGCCCAUUCAUAUUCUAAACAGAAGUCGGAGGGGUCCUGGACGUUCCUUCUCGAUUCUCCCGAAAGAUUAUGAAAAUGUCACCGGUACUUUGCUAAAACGUGGUGCAGACCCUUAUCGGCGGGAUCGGUACGGGUUUAUGCCAUUAUGGAUUGCCGCUUCUCUAGGUAGAGACAUCGACGUGGAGUUAUUAUUGAAGCACGGGGUCGAUCCUAAUGGUCUGGAUGCGAAUGGCAACUCGCCAAAACCUAUACCACUUGAGGAGUUUCAAGAGAUGAUAAAGGAAAGUCGACAUCAUGACAGAAGAGAUCCUCCGGAUGGAUUUACCCACCGGGUUUGCUGUACACCACUAUGUAUUGCUGCAUUCCUGGGUGCUAUUGAAGUCUUGCAUUUAUUGCUAAAGCAUGGAGCAAAUCCAAGCUUCAUGGAUCCAUGCGGUGAUUUGCCGCUCCACCUAGCCGUGAUGCGAAAGAGCGAGUGUAUGGUUCGUAUGCUUAUCACCCGGGGUGCCUCGGUACAUACCAGGGAUCGCCAUGGUUGGGCUCCGCUUCAAUGGGCUUUGAAGUUUGGCGGGCACGAUGUGGUGGAGCUUCUAUUAAAUGAGGGUGCCAGCAUUGACUGUAUCGACUCUAAUGGUAUCGAUCCAAUUUUUCGAGUGCUGGAGUAUGGUCACGAAACAAGAAAUCUUCCCCUCCUGCCACCGCAAAUCGUCAAUACCGGAGACUGGCUCAUUACAUUAUCUCAGGGGAGAUGGCCCCACGGCGGCUGUACAUGUUGCUAUGGGGGAGAGCGGGAGCCUCACACCUGUCAACGCGUGGUGGGCUGGUUCCUCGAAAGAGGAUCUAGGGUGGAUUCGAAAGACGCGCUUGGUCGUACUAUGCUACAUCAAGCAGCAUUCCAGAAUUGUAAAGGAACAGUCAGACUUCUACUUGAGAAAGGGGCCGAUCCGAUGUCCAAAGAUCAAUUUGGCCAAAUCCCCCUUCAUAUGGCAUGCAGUUCAAGCUUUUAUCAUGCAAGGGAUGUUUUCAAGAUGCUACUUGAUGCUGGCUCCGAUCCUAAUUUGAAAGACAACAACGGUUAUACCACACUCCAUAUGGCGGCAAUGAGUCUGUAUGCCACAGGAAUCCGUCUUCUCAGACUGAGUGGUCUGGCUGAUUUCACCGCAACGGAUAACAACGGCAACACCCCAUUGCAUUUAGCAGUAGAUGUUGAAAUUGGAAUGACUGAUCAAGAGACCAUCAUGGAGGUACGUAAAGCUGAUCUUGAUUUGAGCUUGCGGAACAAUGAUGGUCACACUGCAUGGGAUUUGGCAACGAAGGAGACGGAUCAGGAUGAACAUCAGGAGUUGUUCGUCGAUGCCUUAACUUGCGAACUCCCUGAGGAUGAAUCUGAAAGCGAGUCCUCUGAGUCAGAUGACUAA